This is a messenger RNA of Hypoxylon trugodes, 4332 nucleotides long. RefSeq lists its product as uncharacterized. NCBI's taxonomy places the organism in Eukaryota, Fungi, Ascomycota, Sordariomycetes, Xylariales, Hypoxylaceae. The record is from RefSeq and is a predicted model, not a curated record. The coding region runs from base 357 to 4229 and encodes 1290 amino acids. Gene Ontology annotation, cellular component: nucleus. The transcript has 10 exons. Gene Ontology annotation, biological process: protein phosphorylation; mitotic DNA damage checkpoint signaling. Gene Ontology annotation, molecular function: ATP binding; protein serine/threonine kinase activity.
AUAGAAUUCAUCUCCAAGCAAAUCCUAACUAGUUCAAGAGAUACAACCAGCAAUUAUGACUUCGCUAUAGUAUUUCUCUUUCACGCGAUGCAUAUUACCAUCGCCUUGUCAACCGUUUUCGGAUACCUACCUAGGUAGUUAUUCAAAGAUGUUGUCACAUAGUCUUUGUCCGGAUAGAGUCGCUUUUUCUUCUGCUUCCUUACGACCCCCCCAUUUAAGCACGUUCACUUAAUGCAUCGCGUUGUUUAAACAAUUACAUAGCUUACAAUUAUUAUGAACCUUUUGCAAGGUUAGCCGGCGGGUAAUCAAUCAGAAAUAGAUGUGGACGGAUUCCAUUCCGUCAAAAUACCGCCAAGAUGCCUAUGGGAGACACCCCCGUAACGAGAUUGAUGCGAAUUCAAGCCCUGCAAGGACCCCCCUCAGGUGUUGUCAUAACCGACUCGUUUAGAAGAGCUCAAGCAGCAUGGAAAACAGCCAAAGAUUUUUUUGAAACCGAAAUAGGGGGAGCUCUCAAAUAUCAAAAAGUCCUCGGCUUUGGUGGUUAUGGAAUAGCCUUACUUUGGACAGUACAGGACCCUAUAGGCGGUCCCGUUCGUGAUAUUGCCGUCAAGUUCCCUAUCCCUCGCGGUAAGAAUGACGGCACUAACGAAACCCUCACUGAAAUUCAUUUCUUGACUUUGCUCCGCAACUCGGAACAUAUAGUUAACCUUGCGAGAAUCGGAACCGACACCAAGCUUGAAAAACAGAAAAUGUAUAACAAUGUGGAGGCAGAAGACCCUAUAAUAGUCAUGGAAGUCCUCAACCGGGGUAGUCUGUGGGAUCACAUCACUAGGAUAAACGCGGCGAUGGAUUGGAACGAAGCCAAUCCCGGCCUCCCUCUCCAAGAAUAUACCCUCGAAUAUAUACCGAAUCGGGUCCUAUGGAGAUACUUCUUAUGCCUGGUUAGGGGUGUUGUCGCGAUGGCCUACCCAGCCCAGGCACCCACGUGGGAUCCUGAUGCCAUAAUACGAGAGUCUGUGCCCAACACGGGUGAACCGCCAUCUAAUUUGGUUCACUACGACUUGGAUCCUUCGAAUAUAUUAUGCGGAGAGCCUGACUUCACAGGUGAUGAUCGCGAGCAUACUUAUGCCCCGAUAUUAAAGAUAACUGAUUUUGGGUUGGCGGUUCCAUUCGACGAGAACUUUUCCGAAGGGGUAAGAGCAAAUCUUGCCUACAGAGGGAAAGAAAACUAUUUUGCACCAGAGCAAUUCUAUCCGGAGAGAAUGAUCCUGGCCCGGGAACAUAUUGGACAUGAAUUGAACUUAUGGGGCAUAGGAUUAAUUAUGUUUAAUCUUAUGUCAUUAAGCCAUCCAAGCCCAAACCCAAAAGACUGGCAGCCUGCUCUCCGCUACGUGAGUAUGAGGGGCAUGAAGAAUUAUCCGCUUAGAACCUGGGGAGGAAAUCUCCUUCCAGCAAAAGGCCACGGGAAUACUGUCGUGCCGUAUCUAGAGCCAUACGAUUACGACAUGCGUUUACUGAUCGCGCAGUGCUUAGCUGAUUCAACCAGAGACCGGCCGGAUCUACGGGUGCUACUAGAAGCUUGUGAGGAAGGCAUCAGGUUGGCAGACGGAAGAGCAACAGAAUUUCAACCACAACCACCUCUUCCUCUGUCGCCCGGUGGACACGGUGGUGGUGGCGGAGGUGGAGGUGGAGAAGGUGGGGGAUCGUCAGAAGAAGACGGGACGCCAUCAGAUCCGAGGAUGUCAUUUAACUGGACGACAUCGGGUGGUAAUGAUGAAACGGCAGUGGAGGGGUCAACAAAAUGGGAUACGACAACUGGAUCAAAUAAAGAUAACGAAUUCGGCUCAGCGACACAAAGUGGAGUAAGAUUAGGAGAAGCGGUGGUAAAAGGAAGAGUAUGGGGAUUGGGAGGAGGAGAUUUUGGAUCAUUAACGCUACAGGGAAUCAAGAGAGGAAUGGCGGGUGUAGGAAACAGCGGUGACGGUAGUAGUGAUGGUGCCGGUGAUGAUAGUGAUGAAGUUGAUAGUAUUAGUCCGCCUCGUACACAUCGCAGCCAUGGUCGACAGCCCCAUAUCGAUCCUGUUGAUGCUCCUGCUGCUCCUGUAGCUCUCCGCCCCCCUCCCGGAUUCGGAUACUCUCAGGGUCGGCCUCUUCCUACUCCUAUGGGUCUUCGUCCCCCUCCUGGAUUUGGAUAUUCCCAGGGUCGGCCCCUUCCUGUUCCAUUUCCUGAGGGUCGCCCACCUCCCGGAUUUUCACAGGAAUCCGCGGAGAAAGUCGCGAAGAGAAGGGUUGUGACUGAUUUGGGGGAAGUCACUACUGAUUAUAAUCCUAUCGUCGCGAUUACGCCUUCGGCCGCGGAGGCAGUAGCAAGGGUGAUGGCAGAGAAGAACAAGGAAAAUAAAGAAAAGCCAGAUAUACAGAUGCAGAGAAACAAGUUUCGCAUUUGGAGGCAUAUUCCCUCUCCUGCUGGACAACAUGUAGGCUAUAGAAAAAGAUAUUUUGACAGGAUCAAGGGCUUGCGGGGACGCGGGGGUGGUGCUUCCGCGUCGAAUCCCUCGGGUCGUGGAGGUAAUAACGUGGAUGCGAAUCCUACAAGGGCAAUGAGAUACGGGAAAAUUGCUACCAGCGCACUUGAAGACGCGAUCUCAAGGGCGGGUGGCGGUCCUGCGCCAAAUGUUCUCGAUCCCUUCCGACUCGGCGUUAGGGCGGCUCAGACGCCGGGACCCGUUACACAAACUGGAGCCUCACCGGGUCUCACAGUAGGACAGCCAGGUGGAGGAGGUCCCGGAACUCAACCACCAGGCUCGGCAGCUGGACCAUCGCGCCCGGGAACUGGGCCGCCGUUCGGUCUAGGAGUGAGGUCGCCAGCAAUGCCGAUGAGCCCGGGAUUAGGAUUGGGGGGCUUGUUCCUUGGAUUAGGCAAUCCAAGUAUUCAACCACCAGGUUCAUCGGCGCCCCCGCCCCCGCCCAAACCCUCCGGUGGUGGCACCAUUAACCCCGGCGUUCCACCCAGUGGCCCUAGUCAACCAGCUAGCACUAAGCCCGAUGACGUUAAAAUGGCCGACGACGAUUCCGAUGAUAGUUUUGAUGAGACUGGAUCUGGCCCUGGCGACAUACCUGAUGAGGAUGUUGUGAUGGAUAAUGCUAGUGUAGCUAGGCCAGCCAGCGAGAGCAGCAGUAGCUCUCUCAUCAUUGCUUCACAUCCAAUCAUAACUCGUCAAUGGGAUGAAGCGGGCCGUAAUCAACAAGGCGGUACCGCUGCUGGUGGUAGCGGCGCAGACGACGAUGGUCCUCGGCCGACAAGCAGUGUAUAUAGUACCCCUGAUGAUCCUGGUCCUCGACCAGCCAGCAGUAUGCAUAGUGCACUCAGUGUUCGAUUUAAAGAACCCAGUGGAGCUAUUAAUAAACCCGGCAGCUCUACGUCCUCGCUUCUAUCCUCUAAUCGCCCAUCCGGCCCUGGUGCGUCUCACGCUAGUAUAUCUCGGACCGCUUCCGAUCCAAAACCCAAUACGAACCUCUCUGUCGGGUUGGAUGGCAAUAUUCGUGUGAAGAGUGGAGGUUUAUUCAGUCCCACUAGUACUAAUCGAAGGAAGGGCAAGGGUGAGGCGGCUGUUAAGAGCUCCGCCUCAGCUCCAUCGAUUGAGCAUGGUUCGGCAGCGCUUCACGUCCAUCGUGAUGCUGAUGAUGAUGUCGUUAUGGGCGGGGUUAGUGGCACUGGCUCGAGUGGCGGUGGAAACUCUGGCUAUAGUGCAGAUGGCCUGGGCUCCGUCGAGCUGGGUGAGCCUAUGAGUUUAGGAGGUGGCUCUGGAGGAGGCAGCAGUAUGAGUAUAGGUUCCUCAAUGUCCGGGGUCCUUAAAACAUUCGGGCCCUCGGGCCAAAAAGGCUCAAUAGCUGAUCUACGUCCCCUUAUUGGCGCGUCGGGAAAGCUCAUCCAGAACGUCGGUAAACCCCCAGCGGCACCUCAGCCGGAACCUCAACCACAACCACCACCACAAUUGCAACCGCAGCCGCAGCCGCAACUACAACCAAAACCAAAACCUCAACGCCAACCCCGACCCCAAUACCUACCCGACCAAACACAACCAGGUGCAUCCCUAGCGGAAGAACAUUAUGUAAAUCCACCCAAAAUCGAGUCGAACGAUUUACUCAGGAAGUACUUCAACGAUUACUUCUUGACACCAACGAGAAAGGUGGACAAGUGGGAAGACUAUUGGUCGAAGAGUGUCUAGUGUAAUGGAAGUAGAAUAAACUUAUAACUACUUGGAUAGAUAGGUAGACACAAAUAUCAUGCUUGCACUUAUCAGAUAUGCCAUAUCUGCGCAAGCCUCUUAG